This is a messenger RNA of Stylonychia lemnae, 1311 nucleotides long. The record is from the annotation of a GenBank genome assembly. Lineage: Eukaryota; Ciliophora; Spirotrichea; Sporadotrichida; Oxytrichidae.
AUGACUCUGUUAUACUUUAUUUUAUCAAUUCUUCAAAGUUUAGUAUUGCCUAAACUUGUUCAUGUUUUGCAAAUGUAAAGACAUGGAAUAGCAGCCUCAACGUCAAACCUAAUGAAGGAAUAUUAUCCAAAUGGUUUGAUAUCAUUAACCACCUCUGGGAUGAGAAUGAUGUAUCUAUCAGGAAUAUAUUUCAGAUAGAGAUACAUUGAAAACCCUAAUUAUAGUGGAUUCAUUGAUGAUAAUCUCAUUGAUAAGCAAAUAGGCAUAUCAAAUAGCGAUGUAAUUAGAACAGUCUAGAGCUCUUAAGCUUUUUAUCAAGGUUUAGUAAUCAAUAAUUCUUAAAGCUUGUAACUCAAGACUCAUCAUAGAAAAUCAAUCAGCUAAUCUAGAAGUUCCUCACCAAUAUAAGUAGAAAUGCAUCAUGAUGAAAAGACUCAAGAUGAUAUUGAAAAAAUAUUGAGUGAGUAUAAUCCAAUGUUUUCAAGAACCUUUAGCAGAGCUUAGAAGGAUAAGGUCAAUACGUUUUCUUGUAAGAUACUUACUGAAAUGCAUUUCUACUUGCAAACAUAUUAAAGUGAACUAUAUGCUUGGCCUAGAGUUUAUGAACACUUCAGAUCAACAGGUAUAUAUAAGGUGAUGGCAGAAAGACUAGAAAUUAGUGAAGAAGUAUUGAAACUCUCUGGAUUUUAGUUUGUGUAUACUUAAGCAGUUUUACUAUCAUCAUUAAAGAGGCAAUUUGACUUCUAAGAGAUAGAUGUUCAACCCUUAUCUUAUAGUGAGUGGAAUACAAUAGAAAGUAUUAUCACUACUCAUUAAUAUGGUGUUUUCAGUCAGUGGAUGAUUGACCUUCAAAAUAUGAGACUAAUGCAACUGUUUAUAAGGUAGCUAGAUAAGAAAGUAAAUUGUAUCUUAUCAAAAUCACUUUAUUAAUGCAGAGAAAUGAUGUAAUAUGAGAUAUUUAUUUACCAUGACUUAAACCUUCUUGCUGUCAUGAAGUUGUUGAAUUUUGAACAGUAGUAUAAGUAUACUUAAUAUUCAUCAGCUGUGCUUUUUGAGUUACAUUUCGAUUAAAAUUAACAUAAAAGGGGUUAUUGCAGAGGCUUGGAUUGCUUUCACAUUAAGAUAUAUAUCAAUGAAGAUUAGAUUUUUACAGAAUUGCCAUUUUGUGAUUACCAAACAUAGAAAUGCAAGUAUACUUAAUUUAUCUAAUAUGUUGAAAGCCGCUAUAUAAAAGAUAUUGACACAGAUAAGAUAUGUAAUGAAUAGUUCGACCCUAUGAGAUUAAUAAGACACAAAGCCCAUAUAAUUUGA